AUGGCUAGCUUUGUAGGUUAUGAGAGCUGCCUCAAAGCUCCCUUGGCUCUGGUGGCCUUGGCUCCCCACUCAGUUCAGAAGAGCUCUGGCUAUCCACCUAACCCUCCUAGUUCACCUCCUUCAGUUGCUGUGAUUGACUCAGGGUCAGUGACGUCUCUAUCAGCUCCAGUUGCUUCCUCAGAACCAAAGCCCUCUCCUCUUCAAGCUCCCUCUCAAGUAGUCCCUAAUCCAAAAGAUACCCCCAGCCCUCCAGGUAUAGUCAGUUCUGUUUCUUCCCGUCUUGUAACUCCUUUGGUCUCUCUUCAGUCUGGACUAGCUUCAUGUCCUCAGACACCACCUGCCACUCCCUUAGCCAUCCCUUCCCCUCAGGUCAAAGGCAUCCCUAUUUCCUCAGCUCUGACUUCUCCACAAAACCCUGCAAGCCUCAGCCUAAAGGGACCCCUUAGUCCACCUGCUGCUUUAUCUCUUUCAACUCAGUCUAUUCCUGUGGCUCCUCAUACCCCCCCAGUUUUCCUCACUUCUCUUGGUUCUCCUGUUCAACCUUCAGGUUCUAAUAUUCUGUCAGAUCCCAUAGAGGAUACUGUUUCUGUAGAUCGUUCUUCCACGGGUACCUCUUACCCUUCUCAGAGAUCUCUAAUUCCUCCCCUUCUUUACAAAAAUGACGUGGUUCCUACUGCUGAGGCUGCUUUUCCAGUGGGAGCUCCAACUUCCCCUCUGGCUCUGUCUGCUGACAAAGGCCUCUCUGCUAUCACUGACAUAGCUUCUUCCAAUGUAGCUACCUCUUCUCUGUUGUUUCCUACAGCCUCUCUGAUUCUCAAAGACUCUCCUAGUGCUGCUCAUCAACCUUUGGUGGCCCAGAUUCUUGGUUCUUCUCCAGGGAGGCCAGGCUUGAAAGAAGCUCCUGUUUCUUCUGUUGGAAGCACCCCACUUGGGAUGGCUAACUCCUCUACAGUUUCUGCAGCAUCUGUUACCUUGGAGGUAGCUACUUGUGUCUCUCUUCCAGUUUCAUCAGGUCCCAUGAGCAGUAAUGACUCAGUUUCCCAAACUGCCUUGGUUAUGGCACCUGUGGCUCCCAAAGAGCUUCCUACUCCUGAGGUAACCACCACUCUGGGGAUACCAGUCUCUCAACCUCUGCCAGCCCCCGAGAACCCCAAAAGUCUCCCUGUUUCACCAGCCCUGGCAGCCCCUAAAACUCUCCCUUCUCUCCAAAGUACAUCAUCUUCUCUGGAGAUAGCUCUUUCUCCUGAAGCCACCUUAGCAAAGAAAAGCUUCCUAGAGCCUCUCCCUCUGGUUAAGCCAGCCAGUACUACUACUUCUUCUCUGGGGGUCAACUCCCCAACCUCUAUAAUCAAGACAGAUUCUUAUGCAAGCCCAGAUCCAACUAGUCUGCUGCUCAAAAGUUCUCUCACUACCCCAAUUGUAACUGCAUUUCCUUUGGAAAGCACUGCCAUUGAUGGAAUGGCUCCUACAACUGCCAAAGGUACCUCCACUCCUAUACCUGUAGCCAGUCCUUUUCUAGAAGGAGCUGUCUCUUUAGAUUCUAAAAGCCACCCUGCCAAGAAGAGUACUUCCACUCUUACUACUUUACCUUUGGUCCCUCCAACCUCUGAAAGUUGCCCUCUGGCUCCAGCUGUGACUUUAUCUCCCCAGAAUGUGUCUACUUCUCCAGCUACUGUGGCACAGGUCCCUGAAAUUCCCAAGUCUGAGUCUUUUCCCCCUCUUCCUCCAGCUGGUACUCCUCAAGGUGCAAAGAAAGUUCAUGGUAUUUCUCAAACUUCAGCAUUGGCACCUGUGGCUUCCUCUCCUGAAGGGUACCCAACUGAGGAUUCUGGUGCUUCUGUUACUGCAUCUUCCAAAGGAACUUAUCUAACUGACUCCCCAUCUCCUUUAGGGACUAGUGUGUCUCCUCAAACCAAAAUAACUCCAACCAAGAAGGGUUCAGCUACUACUACCUUAAGUCUUGCUCCUUCUGUUUCUAAAAGUGUACCUGCUAUCCCUGAUACUCCUGCUGGAAAUCUGUCAUUCACUAUUUCUCCAGUUGAACCUUCCUCUCUUCCAGAGGCCAAUCUUUCUUUUCAUGUCCGUAAAGGAUCACUAGCCAAGAAGCAUUCCCCUACUCCCCCAUCCCCCAAAGAGGCUCCCAUUCCCCUACCUAUGUCUUCUCCUUCCCCCAAAGCGGGGCCAGCAACCCCAUCCCCUAAAGAAACCCUAACUCCUCCAGCUGUGACUCCUUCCUCCCCCAAAGGAGCCCCAGCAACCCCAUCUCCCAGAGAGUCCCCAGCUACCCCAUCUCCCAAAGAGGCCCCCACUCCCUCAGUUGUGGCUCCUCCUUCCCCCAAAGGGGGACCAGCAACCUCAUUACCUAAAGAGACCCCCACUCCUCCAGCUGUGACUCCUUCCUCCCCCAAAGGAGUCCCAACUACCCCACCUCCCAAAGGAGCCCUUACUUCCCCCAAAGGGGGCCCAGCAACCCCAUCUCCCAAAGAGCCCCUCACUCCGUCAGCUGCAGCUCCUCCCUCUCCCAAAGGGGGCCCCACAACCACAUCUCCCGAAAGAGCCCCAGCUACCCCACCUCCAAAGGGGGGCUCCACUCCCCCAGCUGUGGCUCCUCCCUCCCCUAAAGGAGGCCCAGCAACUUCAUCUCCCAAAGAGGCUCCUGUUCCCUCAGCUCUGACUCCUUCCUCCCUCAAAGGGACUCCAGCCCCCAUAAGAGCUCCGGCUAUCCCACCUCCCAGAGAGGAUUCCACUCCCCCAGCUGUGGUUCCUCCCUCCCCCAAAGGAGGCGCAGCAACUCCAUCUCCCAAAAGAGCCUCAGCCACCCCACCUCCCAAAAGAGAUUCCACUCCCCCAGCUAUGGUUCCUCACACCCCCAAAGAGGCCCCAGCAACUCCACUCAGAGGAGCCUCUACUCCCUCAACUGCGGCUCCUCCCUCUCCAAAAAAGGCCCCAGCAACUCCAUCACUCAAAGGAAUCCCCACUCCCUCAGCUGUGGCUCCUCCCUCCCCCAAAGGGGGCCCAGCAACUCCAUCUCCCAAAAGAGCCCCAGCUACUUCACCUCUCAAGGGAGACCCUACUCCCCCAUCUGUGGCUCCUCCCUCCCCCAAAAGAGCCUCAGCAACUCUGGUCCCCAAAGAGUCUCCAACCCCAGACCCCAAAGAAGUCCCCACUUCCCCAGCCAUGGCUCCUUCCUCCCCCAAAGGGGGCCCAGCAACUCCAUCUCCCAGAAGAGCCCCACCUGCCCCACCUCUCAGAGGAGACCCUACUCCGCCAUCUGUGACUCCUCCCUCCCCAAAAAGAGCCUCAGCAACUCCAGCCCUCAAAGAGGUCCCUAGUCCCUCAGCUGUAACUCCUUCCUCCCCGCAAAAGUCUCUAGCCCUGAAAGGGGGGCCAGCAACCUCAUCCGCCAAAGGGGCUCCCACUCCCCCAGCUGUGAUUCCUCCCUCCCCCAAAGAGGCCUGUACUUCCCCAGUUUCAGUCACAUGUCCCUUGGGGUCCACUGCACCUCAGGCAUCUAAAGGGCCCCCAAUAAAGAAAGGCCCCACAGCUCUCAAAGCAGUGCUUGAUGCUCCAUCUCUAGAAAGUGCACCAGUCAUCACAGCUCCCACUCAGAAGAGUUCUGUUUCACCUCCUGUGUGCCCAGAUCCCUCAGCUCAGAAUGGUACUAAAGGAUCCCUUCCUACAGUGGCUCCAGCUCCUCUACUGACAGUCUGCACUCAGAAAGGUUCUUCUCCAAAGGCUCCAAAAGCCCUCCCUAUUUCUCUCUUAAAGGGCAAAGACUCUUUCCAUUCCCCAAAGGGCCCCUUGGCUCCUCCUGAGUCUGAGACGUCUACCCCUUCAGCAGCAGCUGCCCCAGAGAAGGUCCUUCCUAAAGCUGGAUCUGCAUCUGUCUCUCCAGCACCUACCCCAUCAGUCUCUCUGCCUCUUGCUCCCUCCCCAGUUUCCCCUCUGCUCCCUAAACAGCAAUCUCUGCCGUCCUCACCUGGGCUGGUGCUGGAAUCACCCCGUAAGCCCUCAGCCCCUGCUGAUGAGGAUGAGCUGCCGCCUCUGAUUCCCCCGGAGCCAAUCCCGGGGGGAGUGCCUUUCCAGCCGGUCCUCGUCAACAUGCCCACCCCCAAACCUGCUGGGAUCCCUGCCCCAACCCCCUCUGCCAAGCAGCCUGUUCUGAAGAAUAAUAAGGGUAUUUGCCUUGGUUUGCCGUGUGCAUGGUGUGUUGCCCACAACCCUCCGGGGGCUACCCACCGAUACUAA
This is a messenger RNA of Lipotes vexillifer (Yangtze River dolphin), 4248 nucleotides long. The record is from RefSeq and is a predicted model, not a curated record. NCBI's taxonomy places the organism in Eukaryota, Metazoa, Chordata, Mammalia, Artiodactyla, Lipotidae.